This is a messenger RNA of Paramecium octaurelia, 2522 nucleotides long. The record is from the annotation of a GenBank genome assembly. Lineage: Eukaryota; Ciliophora; Oligohymenophorea; Peniculida; Parameciidae.
AUGACUUCAUUUGAAAUGCAAGAAUAAUACUCACUAUAGGAUUCCCUUUUGUCUGAUGUAUCUUCAAUGUCCAUUGAAUAAAGAUCGAGAAGUAGAACUCUAAACAAGACUGUUAAGUGGAAACUUGAAUAAUUUCAUGAAAAAAACGUGAUGCAGGAGGAGCAAGAAAAAAUUUAGCGAGUCAUUAAAAUAUAUGAUGAUAAUCUUAAUGAUGAACAUGGCUAAAGUGAUAGCAAUUUUUUUGAAGAAUAUUUAUCUUGGCUCCCUGUCAUUCUGCCAAAACGAGUUUGGCCUUGGAAGAUAUUUGUUGCUAUUACUACUCUAUUUGUUUUUUUCGAAGUACCUAUAUAUGUAAUGUAUGGAGAGGAAUUCUGGAAGGUAUCUAUUCAAUUUAUUGUGAGUAACUCAUAAAUGCAGGUGGACGAUAUGCAUUAUUUUAUGGAAUCUUCAUUAUACUUUUAACAGACAUGCUACUUGAUUUUGUGACUUCGUACUAUAAACAUGGAAAUCUUGUAUUGGAUAAAAGAAAGAUAGCCAUGCAUUACUUCUAUGGUUAUUUUGUUUUUGAUUGUGUGGCUGUAUAAAUUUAAUUUUUAUAUUAGUUAUUCUCUUGUGUUAUUAGAUUAGCUGUAGACACUGAUCAUCUCAGAUUCAUCUUCUUCAUGUUCUAUUUCAAAUUGCCUUCUCUACUUAGAAUAGAUCAUCAAAUUGCAGAAUUAAUAUUGCUACAUAAAAGAUUAAGAACAUUCUACCAAAUCACAAAAAUGUUGAUAUUUAUGUUCUUCUGCUUCAACUUUUAUUGUUGCAUUUGGUAUGUGUUAGGCAUCUAUGGUGACAAUAUUCAUAUUAAUACUUGGCUAAAUGUACCAGGAAAUUUUGGAGUGAUCAAAGAUAAGUCAAUUCAUGAGAUUUAUUUUUAUUCCUUCUAUUUUAGCUUGAAUGUCCUCUCUACCACCAUGGGUUUUGGUGAUAUUGUAAAUGCUUUACCCUAUAUUUUAGUCUCCCAUGAAUAUUUAUGAAUGUUCCUUCGCUCUCUUUGGAGUGAUGUUUGCUGUCGUCGUAUUUGCUUUGAAUAUCAACAACUUUUAAAAGAUGAUGGAAGAAUACAACUCAUAUUAUAUGCAACGGUUCAAAUAAAAAGUAUUUAUAUCUUAAAUAUUAGGUGUCUAUUAAUAAAUUUAUGGAAUAAAAGAAUGUUCCUUCUGAAUUAAGGGAACGCAUCAGAUAAUACAUCAAUGAACAUUGGGCUGAAGAAGGAAGUAGAGACUAGGAAAGUGAACAAUAAGUAUUUGAAAUACUAGCACCUGAAUUAAAAUAGGAAUUGAUGUAUCAAUCUUUAGGGUAGUUUCUCCAAAGUACUAUGUUUGCGAAUCAUUUCACAAAACCAUUCCUCAAAGAGUUAGCACAGAAAAUAAGAGAACAAUCUUUUUCUUAAGGAGAUGAGAUAAUUGGGGUAGGAUCUACAGAACAAACUGAUGAUUUAAGCAUAUAUUACAUUGUGGGAGGUUCAGUUAUUGUGAAACCAGGAAAUAGUGAAAUUAUUAAAAAGAAAUUAGGAUUGUAUAGUUAUUUUGGAGAGUGGUCAUUCUUUACAGGUUAUUCCUAUUAAUAUUGUAAUUUUAGGUUUUCCAAGAACUGGUACCGUAAAUGCUAAAGAAUACUCCUAGGUUUAUGCAAUCACAAGAGCUGACUUUUUAGAAACACUAAAGAAAUUUCCUGAAGAUUUUGAAACAUAUUGUCAAAUAAGAGAUAAGUUAUUAUUCACCAAAGAAUACAAUUUAGUAGAAUAGCAAUGUUACACUUGUAAUAGUACAGAGCACUAUGCUGAUUAAUGCCCAAAGACUCAUUAUAUACCCUUAGUACAAGAAUUAAUUGAAGAAUCCACUGUCUUGGACCUUAAAUAGGAGAGGGUGAAAAUUUAGAGAUUUGAUAGAAAAUAAUGGGCAACUAGAGCUAAUGCAACAACUCUAAUUAAAGGGUUAAGUAAUAAUAAAUUGAAAAAGAAGGCUAAUCUUAUGCUCAAAACCUAGAGAGCUUUAAAGAAGAAUACUAUCAAAAUUGAUAAACCCUUAAUUCCUUAAUGGCAAGUCAAAGAACUUAAGAGUUUGGAUGAAGAAUAAGCAGCUAAUCCAAUGGUAGAUGAGAUGACAGAGAGUUAAAAUCUUAAUACAUAACCUAUUGAUAAUGAGAUUCCUCAAAGACAAUAACAGAGUUAAAGUUUGAAAACCUUUGCAAUUCAAACCUUGACUUCAUCUGCUAUGCAACAAUCAGCCCUAUUGAGUUCAAAAGUCAUUGAGAACCCUAAUCAAUCUUAAUCAUAAUAAAGAGAGAAUGUGAUGGCUGAGUACCAAAAGAUAGUACAGCCAACAAUAAAGACUGGAGUUGAAUAAUUUGAUGCCCCUGCUAACUACAAGAAUUACUAUAGAAAAUACAACAGUAACAAUUAUCAAGAGUUUAAAAAUGUUAAAAUUAUAGAAAAAAACAAAAUACAAAAUAUGAGACAAUCAAUAAUGUUAAAAUGA